GCGAUGAGAUGAUGUUUUUUGAGUUUUUGUCGCAUUUGUGAUUGAUUGAUUGAUUGAAGCUCUUGUGAAGUUUGUGAGUUAUUGAGUUGUUGAGUAUUGGAUUUAUUCUUGAAUUGCUCUGCAACCACAAGCACCUACUCAAGUGUAGCCUGAUAUAUCUUUGGAUCUUUUCGAUUGUUGAUUUGAGAGUGUUUGAUUCGCGAACUCGAUCAAGAUGUCUACAUAUUAUCCUCCUCCUCCUGGAGGUAAUGGAACUCCAGCUCCAGCUCCCCAGCAACAACAAUACGCUCCUCCGCCGACUUCUCCUCCAGCUCCCCAACAACAGCAAUACGCUCCUCCGCCGACUUCUCCUCCACCAAACCAAACGUCGUUCCAAUAUGCUGCUCCACCAACCUCUCCUCCGCCAAAUCAAACCUCGUUCCAAUACCCUGCUCCACCGGUCUCUCCCCCAGCUCAAUCCUCGCAUGCCUACUAUCCUCCUCCCCCUUCCACCUCCACAACAAGCUAUACUCCUCCUCCCAACCCCCAACCCACUCCUCCCCAGCAACAGAAAUACGCAUCUCCCCCAAAUUUCUCUCAUCGACCCUCUUAUUCUGGCGGCCAACAUACUCUCCCCAUCCAUACACCACCGCCCCAGCAAUCCCAAUCCUAUGCCUCUUCCUCCGCGGUUUCUCCUCAGGAAACACAUCACCCCAACUAUUCACAAGCGAGCUCCAACCCAACUAUAAAUACGUCAGAUUAUCCGCCCGAAAAGCCCGCUCUCAAUACAAGUCUCACGUCAAAUUUGGAUCAUGGAGCACCCAGCGCAGCACAUUUUGUAGGAGCAAGUGCUACGCAGGAUGAUGUGGGGACGUUUAAUGGAGGAAGUUAUCGCGUUAGUCAUAGAGAUACGAAUAGUAUUGUGACGAUUCAGUUAGCGAUGGGAUGUCCAUUGACUGUUAAACCUGGCGCAAUGAUCGCAAUGACCCCCACCAUAACCCUCAAAGGCGCCAUUAAAUUCUCCAUGAAAAAAUUAGUUAUCGGCGGCGAAUUGGCACAUUCCACCUUUACCGGUCCGGGAGAACUUCUCCUCGCUCCCUCGGCUCUAGGUGAUAUCACGAAUAUUCGACUCACUGGUGAUGAACAAUGGAGUGUGGGAAGAGAUGCUUAUUUAGCUUCUACACAAGGUGUUAUUAAAGAGUAUAAGAGACAGGGAAUUGGAAAAGCGAUGUUCAGUGGAGAGGGCUUGUUUGUUUACAAAAUCACUGGAGUGGGUUUGUUGUGGAUUAGUAGUUUGGGUGCGAUUAUUAGGAAGGAUUUACAAGAAGGCGAACGCUACAUAGUAGAUAAUGGACAUCUCGUCGCCUGGAACACAAAAUACGUAUUGGAGCGCGUGGCUUCGGGAGGAAUCAUUAGUGGAUUGAGUAGUGGAGAGGGAUUGGUGUGUAAGUUUACGGGACCGGGGACGGUCUUCAUUCAAACGAGAAAUCCGGUGGCCUUUGGACAGUGGAUUGCGGCACAUUCGGGUGCUUGAGUAGAGGGAGGGUAAGGAGGGGGGCUGGGCAAGAACAGGACAAGAUGGGAUGGAAUGGAAUGGGAGGCGGCUGUGGAUUUUGUUGAUUUUCUGCGCUUUUGGAGAUUUGCGGAAGCCUAAGGGCAUAUGAUUUGAUUUGGUUCGAUUUUUGUUUUUAUUUAGUGAUACCUUGUCCUUCGUUUUUCACGACUUUUUCACGAAUACUAGUAGGGUCUUUUACUUCGAAAAAAAAAAGCAAUACCAUAUUUCGUGUAUCCAUUCUUCUCUCAAAUAGAUCUAGAUGAUGGAGGUGUGCGAAGAGGUUCUCUAAAAAUGUCGCCAUUCACUUCUAUUUGGCUGUGACUUUCUCUAGUUAAGACAAGUCUCUCGUUGUAGAAAUGCAAUGGAAUGAAAUAAUAAAGAUGUGAAACACACAAAUACGAUCACCAGUAAGCAAAUCAACAAUAGUAAUACUUCCAACUCCCAGUCCUACCCA
Molecule: messenger RNA, 1988 nt
Organism: Botrytis cinerea B05.10
Lineage: Eukaryota; Fungi; Ascomycota; Leotiomycetes; Helotiales; Sclerotiniaceae
Exons: 6
Coding region: 215-1513 (432 amino acids)
Source: RefSeq, a predicted model, not a curated record